This is a messenger RNA of Physeter macrocephalus (sperm whale), 387 nucleotides long. Its product is annotated as ferritin light chain-like. Gene Ontology annotation, cellular component: cytoplasm. The transcript has a single exon. The record is from RefSeq and is a predicted model, not a curated record. Gene Ontology annotation, molecular function: ferric iron binding; ferrous iron binding. Lineage: Eukaryota; Metazoa; Chordata; Mammalia; Artiodactyla; Physeteridae. Gene Ontology annotation, biological process: intracellular iron ion homeostasis; iron ion transport. Bases 1 to 387 code for a protein of 128 amino acids.
AUGCAUCUGCAGGCCCCCUACACUUACCUCUCUCCGGGCUUCUAUUUCGACCACAACGAUGUGGCUCGGGAAGACGUGGGCCACUCCUUCAGCAAGUUGGCCGGGGAGAAGAGUGAGGACUCCGGAGCAUCUCCUGAAGCUACAAAACCAGCACGGCAGCUGUGCCCUCUUCCAGGACGUACAGUGCAGAAGCCGUUCCAACAUGAGUGGGGUAAAACCGCAGACGCUAUGGAAGCCACCGUCGUCAUGGAGAAGAACCUGAACCAGGCCCUUUUGGAUCUGCACGCCCUGGGUUCUGCCUGCGCAGACUCCCAGCUCUCUGACUUCCUGGAGAGCCACUUUGGGUGUGAGCAGGUGAAACUCAGCAAGAAGAUGGCGACCACCUGA